Messenger RNA from Oppia nitens, 809 nucleotides. RefSeq names its product L-xylulose reductase-like. NCBI's taxonomy places the organism in Eukaryota, Metazoa, Arthropoda, Arachnida, Sarcoptiformes, Oppiidae. Gene Ontology annotation, biological process: xylulose metabolic process; glucose metabolic process. The record is from RefSeq and is a predicted model, not a curated record. Gene Ontology annotation, molecular function: carbonyl reductase (NADPH) activity; L-xylulose reductase (NADPH) activity. The transcript is spliced from 4 exons. Bases 71 to 808 code for a protein of 245 amino acids.
UUAUAAAUUGUUAAACUGUUUUUGAUGUAACUUUAAUAAAAUACUAGUAAAACAAUAUUUUUAAAUAAUAAUGGAAAUAGCAUUAACUGCAAAAAGAGUACUAAUAACUGGUGCCUGUGGGGGUAUUGGAAAAGCGUUAAUCAAGAAAGUAAUUGAUUGCAAAGGUUUUGUCAUAGCUUUGGACGUGAGGUCGGAUCAGUUGAGGUUAUUGAACGAAGAGUUUGUGGGAAAUAUUGAGACGAUUUGCGUUGAUUUAAACGACUGGAAUGCUGUUAUAAAAGCCUUGAAUUGUAUCUCAAGAAUAGAUCUAUUAGUGAAUAGCGCCGGCAUUUGUUUGCUUGAAUCGGUCGGUGCGGUCACACAACAGGCAGUGGACAGACAAUUGUCACUUAAUGUCAACGCUCUCAUCAAUAUCUCUCAAACAGUGGCUCAACAGUGGAUCAAAACUAAGACAAAGGGAGUGAUUGUCAACAUAUCGAGUCAGUCAAGUAUGAGAGCUCUUAAAGAUCAUGUGGUCUACUGUGCGACCAAAGGAGCCGUCGAUCAGAUCACUAGAGUUAUGGCACUCGAGUUAGCCCAACAUCACAUCAGAGUCAAUGCAGUCAAUCCAACAGUCGUUUGGACCGAUUUGGCAAAAAUAGUUUGGGCAGAUCCCGUUGUUUCGGGAGCAAUGAAGUCUAGAAUACCAAUGGGAAGGUUUGCCGAACCCGAAGAAGUGGCCGAUGCUGUGGUCUUCCUGUUGAGUGAGAGGUCGUCUAUGAUAACUGGGGUCACACUUCCAGUUGACGGAGGAUUUCUUGCAACUUAAU